CUAGCCUAACAUUUACAGCAGCAGUUGUGGUUGUUCCUCAAAAAUUAUGUGGUGAGCUAUUAAAUCUCAGUAAUUCCACUGAAUGACUAUGCUUGUAUGCUAAUGCAAGACAUCUCUAAAUUAAUAGUCAUCUCAAAUAACUUAAUCCAGUAAUGUCCUCAUGGGGUAUAAACAGCUUUGAAUGUUCUUGGGAUUUUUCUUUUCUUUUUUUUUUUUUUUUUUUUAGACCUUCCUGUUUGCUAUUGGUCUAGUAAGUGUUUAAACUGUGCAGUCACAUGGAAAGAGACACUCAUCAUCAAGUUAAGGAUCGUACCACUGAAAGAUAACAGCUAGAUCCGAUGCUUUUUUGGAUUGUACAGACACUAUUUUUUUUAAGGGAAUGUAGACGUGGGUCAGUACUGGAAGAACUAUUUGUUUUGAGAAGCUGAGCAAAGAUAACUAUAAUGUGCUGAUUGUUUAAUGGAAUAACUGCUCUGUACUGGAAAUCCUUUGAGCACAAAUGGGUGCAUUUUAUACUUCCUGUUGUCUGACGGAUCAAAAAGAAGAGCAGAAUGCUAUAUUAUGGAACUUGUUGUUGCCUUGUCAGUUCCCAGUCCUGGAGUAAGGUCAGUGUGUCAAGUAAGAGUGAAGUGUGCAUGUCAGAAGUGGGGCAGGAGUGGAAGCUGUGGAAACUUCCUCAAACCUCCAGUUACAUCACUGAAGGGGAGUCGGACCAGGAGCUGCAGACUUUCAUCAUGAUGAGGAACCAAGUGGAUAAAUACACUGAGGAGUGGGAGAAGCUGAACUAUGAUAUACACACAUUGAGGUACGCCCAUCGGGAAGUGUGUAUGCGCUGGAAGAAGAUUCUGCUUCUGCUGGGUUACCAGAGGGAGGUGGAUUCACUGUUAGCAGUGAAUAAGCAGAGUGUAAUGAGUGAUGGAGAGAAUCUGGAGACAGCCGAAGAGCUGCUGCACACAGUGUGUGAGGAGUCCAGCCUCUUCCCCAGCGGCAUAGAGCCCAGCGACAGAUUCCUCUUCGUCAUGGAUCGCUUGGUCUCUUUGGACAGUGCUGAGGACUUUGUUAGAUUGGCCAAGGAGAAAUAUCCCAGAACCAAGCUAUGAGAGUGACACUGAGACUCAAUAUGUUUUUGAGUGAAAGUGCAUGUGUGUACUUGUAUGUGAGGCGAGGUAAGGCAGGAUUUCUUUCUGACUGAAGGUGAAAUGCAGAAAUGUUCACUGGGACUUAACAGGUCUUGGGCAAAGCUAGAAUACACAGAUUUGAUGCUAAAUAGCAGGGGUUUUUCUGCAACUGUCUGAAGCCUGCACAUAUUGCAUCAUUGGACUUCUGAUUGGAAGGUUAUGAGUUCAAAUCACAGCACCACCAAGCUGCCACUGCUGGGCCAUUGGACAAGGCCCUUAACCCUCAACUGCUGAGUUAUAUUAAAAAGAACGAGAUAUACAUGUAUGUUGUUUUGGAUAAGGUUGCCUGCCAAAUGGCAUACGUGUAAAAAAACAAAAAAAACAAAACAAACAAAAAAAAACAUUUAUAUUUAAUGUAAUAAUAAUAUAUUAGUUGUAUUGAAUAUGUUUGAAUAAUUUGUAUAGGUUUAUUCUCUUGCAUUUGUAAUGCUGGACAUUUAUUGCCAAAAUGGUCUAUGGUUAAAAGUUUAUCAGCUGAUGUGCAGUGUAGAGAAAAUCAAAUACUGAAAAGGGUUUGACUAAAAUUCCUCUCAUUUUACACAAUCAUACUAGCGUUCCAGCAAAAUUUUAACACACUUUUUUGCAAUGUUAUUAGGAGAACUUUGCCAUUUACACAGCUGUACGUAGUACACAUGUACUCAUGCACUAUACCGUUGGAAAGCUAAGAAUCUUGUGAUUCGAGUGAUAUAAACUGUUUAAAGAUACAAUCACAACUACAAAUACAAAAUGGAGGUAACUCAUACUUUAAGCCUCAUAGCAGUCCACUGAUCCAUAACAUCCCAACAAAAACAGUCUUGUUACACUGGCAAAGGUCCAAACAAUCCAAUUAUUUUAAAAUAUUUAGUCACAUUUUAAAUCAGUAAUGAACUGCUGCUGAAUCAUUCCAAAUUAUCUCAGAAGACCAUGUGUUUCUCAUUAUCUAUUCAAUGCGCGAGUGAAAAUCCUUUAUCGGCAGAUUCCAAAAUGG
Ictalurus punctatus (channel catfish) is the source of this 2145-nucleotide messenger RNA. RefSeq names its product melanoregulin. Gene Ontology annotation, cellular component: melanosome. Gene Ontology annotation, biological process: melanocyte differentiation; melanosome transport. The record is from RefSeq and is a predicted model, not a curated record. The coding region runs from base 552 to 1100 and encodes 182 amino acids. Lineage: Eukaryota; Metazoa; Chordata; Actinopteri; Siluriformes; Ictaluridae. The transcript is spliced from 5 exons.